Molecule: messenger RNA, 5139 nt
Organism: Anguilla anguilla (European eel)
Lineage: Eukaryota; Metazoa; Chordata; Actinopteri; Anguilliformes; Anguillidae
Product: nectin-4-like
Exons: 11
Coding region: 2426-4174 (582 amino acids)
Biological process (GO): heterophilic cell-cell adhesion; homophilic cell-cell adhesion
Cellular component (GO): adherens junction
Source: RefSeq, a predicted model, not a curated record
UAUCACUCUCACCAGCGCCAGCCUGUCUGAGACAUAAAUGUUGUUUUUUUAUUAAACCCCAUUAACUCAUAACUUAACCCUUUAAAAAUUUAAUUGCAAAAAUGUAUUCAUGAACGAAUGAACAGUGUUAAUAAACCACUGGGUCUUUACACCCAAAGCCAAUAGCCUAGAUAUUUAAAGUAUUCACUAAAAACAACAAUCGCCUGCUCGCUGAAUGCAUGUAAACGGAUGAUGCUCAGGCAGAACAUCCAAGCUUGAUUUUUUUUUUUUUAGUUUGGAAUGGAUGACGUUGCAGUUUCUGUGGUCCAGCGCGAUCCAGUUUGAAGUUCAGGUUGCAAAAGAUGCGAAACAAGCGUGACAGCAGUAGCAGUCCUCACGAGCGUGCCCGUGCAUGUGAGUGAGGAUUUACUGCGUAUCCGUGCAUUCACUUCCGCCUGUCAGUCACACCGCAGCAAAGCUCCAUAGCGGCGCUGAGCUGAAAUCAUAGCGUGUUACAGUUAUGUUUGUGAAUCACUGUUCCUGACAUAUCACGACUGAAAUGUAUUAUCGUUAAAAAAAUACUCCAAACUCCAAUACACUACCCCAACCCUAGCCUAUGUAUGCUCCAUCAGCAAUACAAUUCAAGUCUCCCUAAUUAUUAAGGUUUUUAAGAGAAUCUGCAUUUGAAAUCUUUGAAAUUACGAUCGUCAUGUUGGUUCUGUUACUCUACAAAUCAAGUGUUAGCGCCUGCGAUAGAUUGGUGACCUGUCCAGGGUGUAUUCCUGCUUCUCGCCCAAUGCGUGCUGGGAUAGGCUCCAGCACACCCUGCGACCAUGACUAGGAAUAAGCGGGUAUGGAAUGGAUGGAUGGCCUUCUGCCGGCGUGUCAGCAAAUACCGGAAAUGUUGAAAGCGUGGUCCUGAUGCUGCGACGUGCUGAGCAGAAAAUACACCAGAUGGGAUGUGUGCAUGUGAAGCAGACCUGCGCUUCCGUGACUGCGGUCUCUGUGCCGUAAUGUAGUAGCGCACUGGACUUCUAAUGCAGGGGCUUUGGGUUCGAGUACCAGCAGAGGGUUAUGGGGAAUGUUUGUAUGUGUUUAUAUCUGGGAAGUUUUCUUUUAGUUUUACGAUACAUACUUUUAAGUUUUGUAACUGUACUCGUCAUAUGUUGGAAAUCCAUCCAUAAAACAAAACCUCUAUCUCAGACAUAAUUAUUUUCAUUAGGUUGAAUGUGGAAUGUAUUCAAAAAUGAAUUAUUAUUGAAACAAGGUGCAAAUUCAUUCCAAAGGUAAGGAAAAAACUAAAAACAAUCUCUUCUGUGGAUGACUAAAUCUAUGUGUGACAGAUUAAAACGUCUCAAACUACUUAAAAAAACUUAAGAUGGGCUGCUCAGAAACUAAUAGGAUUGAAUAUGGAAUUACGUAAUGUGUGCCAAAGUUAAAAAAGAAAUAAGGGUAGCUAAAAGGUAUUUUUAAAAACCAAUUUCCCAAGAUGUAUAGAGAAAUCCAAAAAGUUUUUUUUCAGUACCGUAGAAGAAAACGGAAACUUAAGGAUGAGGUAAGGUGUUUAAAAAUAAGGACGGAGUUAUGCCGAAUAAUAAAAAAUCUAUUGCUGAUACCUAAUAGUGUUUUACUAGUGAGAAUACAAAAGGUAUGCCAAUAGGGGCAUCCUCAACACAGUGUCAUAGAUAAAUGAAAGGAAUAAAAAAACUGAGGAUCAUGUGGUAAAAAUAGCAAAAACUACAGAGUCUACAGGCCCUGAUGGGAUCUAUUUAUGGAACUAGCUAAAAUUUAUUACAGACCUCUGACAGCUAUUUUUAUUCAGUCCUUUAAUACAGGUAAAAUACCAGAUGAUUGGGAACAUGGCAGUAUAAUGCUAAUAUAUGAGAGGUUACCCUACUGACCCUGGAAAUUACAGACCUGUCAGUUUAACUUGCAUUGUAUGUAAAAUACUUGAAUCUAUCAUUAGAAACUAAUUUGUAUUAUUCCUUGAAAACAGUAGUAUUUUAAGAGAUAGCCUGCACGGGUUUCGCAAGUGGAGGUCAUGUCCAACUAACCUCUUUUUUGAGGAGGCUACGUAAUUCUACAACCUGGAUCGGGGCUUUUGAUAAAGUCCCAAAUAAGAGGCAUAUAAUAAAAAUGAAAUCAGUAGGAAUCACAGGAGUCAUAGCAAAGGUGGAGUAGAAUUGAUUGCACAGCCAAACAAAAAGUUUCAUAUCAGGAGGAAUUGCAUCUGAGCAUGGUCCAGUACAAAGUGGAGUCCCACAGGGAUCAGUACUUGGGCAUUUACUCUUCUUCAUUUAUAUAAAUGACUUUACUACAAAGAACAGUAGUAAAGUAGUAACGUUUCAUUUGCAGAUGAUACAAAAACAGGAGGCCAGGCAAAUACACUGCAAUCUACCAGGAUAAUUCAAGAAGAUCUGAACAGAAUCAAGAAGUGGACUGAAACAUGGCAGUUGUGGGUGUGAGGGCGGAGUUUGUGGAGCCAGAGCCUUCUCUCUCCCUGCGCUCCAUAGCUGAAGAACCCACUCGGCUGCCCUGCCGCUUCCAGGUGCGGCAGGAACAGGUUGUCCAGGUGAGCUGGAGCAGAGAGCGGCCAGAUGGAAGCAAGGAGCAGGUCAUCACUGCCCAUCACACUGACGGCCACACAGAGUUUGAGCGGUUCUCAGGGCGGGUGUAUUUCGAGAGUGCUGACGCCAUGGCAAAUUCUGCGCUGAUUAUCCGCAGCACUGAGGUAUCGGACGAGGGGACCUACACUUGUCACGUCUCCACCUUCCCCUCCGGCAACUUUGAGAGACAGCUGUCACUCACUGUGUGGACCACGCCCAUCUCCUCCCUGGAGCCAGUGGAGCUGGUGGAGGGGCAGUCCUUCCGCGUGGCGGCCACGUGCCGCUCAGUGGCCCGGCCGCCUCCUCGCCUCUCCUGGGACACCGAACUGACGGGCCAGUCCCACAACCGCAGCUCUGAGGUGGGGGCCGUCUCCACCUACUACUCCCUGCACCCACUGCGCAGCAUGAAUGGGAAGCAGCUGGACUGCCUCGUGUGGCACCCGUCCCUGGACAAGCCUCGCAGGAUCAGCAGCCAACUCGUAGUUCACUAUGCUCCAGACCCAACCAUCAGAGGUUAUAAUGGGAACUGGUUUUUGGGGUUGGAGAGAGUGUCACUCAGGUGUGACAGUGGAGGAAACCCCAAACCACAGAACUUCAGCUGGUCCAGGAAGGACGGGCCUUUGCCUCGGGAUGUGACUGUGCGGAACGACACGCUGCUGUUCAGCCGACCUCUUAGACUAGCAGACUCUGGCGUGUAUGAAUGUGUGGCCCAGAACAGCGUGAGUGCCAGUAAAGCUGAGCUGGACAUCACUAUCACAGAGAAACCUCGACAGGACACACCAUUCAGCAGCCUGUUGAUAAUCAUUGUAGGCGUCGUUGCUGGGGUGUUGGUACUUACCUUGGUGAUCUCAGUCCUGAUGAUAAACCGCUACCACAAAAGCAGGAACAAAAAGUUGGAGAGGGAGCUGUGUGAAAAGAAAGAGGAAAUAAGCACUCUUUCCAGACAGGCUUCAUUCAGGAGAGUAAACUCAGUCAGCGCAGACCACCGCAUGCAGAUGGAAGAGACUACUCCUCUCAGAGUUGAGGCCACUUUGCGGACCAGCCUGUCAUCUCUUGGAGACCAGCCUCGUUGUAGAGACAGUCACUCCACUCUGUCCGGGGGGCGGGGGGGCGGUGGGGGGGCAGUAGACUUCCCGGGGCGCCCUGCUUUGUACAACAGCUCCCGACGUGGGGAGCGAGCGAGGGAGCGAGAGAUGGAGGGAGAGAAAGCUGAGAGCAGACAGAGGGUAGAGUCGUAUGUUAUGAACAGCAGUUUGUCUCUGGACCGGCCUCUCCAUGCCCCCCUCCACCCUUCUGUCCCCAUGGGGGCCAGGAACCACCUCCCGUCCUACAGUCCCACUCACCCCCCCCUCCCUGCGGAGGAUGAGGAGCAGGAGGAGGAUGAGAGAGAGGGGGAACAGCAGAGUGAUAGAGAGGAGAAGAAAGCAGAGGGAGAUCAGUACAGUGAUAACAGCUCUCAGGUCUCAGAGGUGCUGAGCAGUCCUUUGCAGCAGGGGAAUGGGGCUGUGUACCCCAAACACCCCCACAACCAGCUCCACCUGCCAUCCCAAAACACCACUCUCCUGCACCACAAGGGCCAGAUGGUGUAGCCCCUCCCUCAUCUAUGAACUGUGCAUCUGCAGUGAUGCCGUGCAGCCAUGAUACUGAGGGCCUGAUCCAGCCCAACACACCCUGCGUGCUGUGUGGUCUACCUUUGGUUUGAGAGCUGUGACUUAACCACUCACCAAGGUUGACAAGACUUAUGUGUCACCAUGUUGUUCUGAUCUCCCUUCAAGUCUUUAUUAUUGUGGAGAAGGUUUACAUAUGCAAGCAAAAGCUAGUGAAUGACUUGGGGUGGUUUAUUGAAAACAGUAUUUGUUUACAGAUGACCUGUGAAACUGUGUGCUUAUCAUUUAAUGUUAGAAUAUCAUCUGAUUUAAGAAUGUGCAUCCAAACACCACGAGUGUGACCAUAGUCCUGAUUUUAACAGAAAAUAUUACAAACAAAAACAUUUUUAAAUCAUGUAUUAUACUAUUCUGUGAAAUGGAUGAUAAUUUGUUUAACUUUCCUGUGCCUUAUUUAAACCUUAAUCUUGAUUUACUGAUCAAUUAAAUCUGUUUGAUUAACAGUCAUGCAGUUUCAAUUGAGCAGUUUUCCUGGUAGUUCUUGGGAAUUUAGACUUAGGAUAUUUUUUUUAAAGUAUUUAAAAAAAUAGGUUUCUGGGAAUACACUUUUGUAUACCUAGCAAUAGCAAUUGAACAAAAACAACAACUGAAAUUGCCAAAACAGUAAGAACCAUGUUGCUUCUUGCUCUAGUGUACACCAGUGUCCUGCAGAGCAGUGUGCUCUCUGCUGGCUGUGCUUGGAACAUAACAGGUGAAAAGAGAUGCACUGUUGUGAGUGUUUUUGUGCAUGUGUGUGUUUGUCUUUGCCUGUCUGUGUGUGUGUGUGUGUGUGUGUGUGCUGCAGAGAUAUCAGUGUUUCCAUGGUGAUGGUAUAAUGUUAUGUUUGUGUUAUUUCCUUGGUUUUUGUAUGGCUGUGCUGAAAAAAAAACAUGAUACACAUCAAGAGUUUA